ACACCCCCGGCUCAGCCGCCACCGCGGGGGGGGCCGCGGGGGGGCUGGGGGCCGCCGUGUCCUGGGCUGUCACCGGUGUCACCUCCCUGACGGCGCGGCUGAUGGGGGGCGAGGGGGGGGCGGCCCCCGCACAGCCCCCCCCCACGCAGGGACCCCCGCAGACCCCGGCCGAAGGCCCCGCAGCCCCCCCAAAAGAGCCCCCCCCAGAGGAGAACCCCCCCGAGGAGCCCCCUCUGGAAGAUGGCGAUGGGUGGGAUGACGACUGGGGCAGUCUGGAGGACAUGGAGCUGCCCCGGAGCCCCCCCGCCAGCAGCCCGGAGGAAGUGGGGACCCCCCCGGAGCCCCCCACCCCCACAGAGCCCCCCCCCAGCGCCCCCCCCCCCAGCCGGGGGGGGGGAUGA
Molecule: messenger RNA, 401 nt
Organism: Hirundo rustica (Barn swallow)
Lineage: Eukaryota; Metazoa; Chordata; Aves; Passeriformes; Hirundinidae
Exons: 3
Source: RefSeq, a predicted model, not a curated record